Messenger RNA from Pelobates cultripes (western spadefoot toad), 23602 nucleotides. The record is from the annotation of a GenBank genome assembly. NCBI's taxonomy places the organism in Eukaryota, Metazoa, Chordata, Amphibia, Anura, Pelobatidae.
CUAAUCCCUCUGUGUGCGUGGAAUAUUACAGGACACUGAGCCCCUUACAUAGCCGGCAAUGCAGCGUCACCAUACGUACCUAGCUGUCAACACUACUUGGAGGUACAUCUAAACACGAUUUACUCCUUUUUUGAAGAUUUUGGAAGUUCAGGAGUGUAAUAUCCAUUCGUGUUUGUGAAUGCAGAUUUGGUGACGAGGGCCCUGAUGUGCAGCGCGAUCCUUUCCAUGCCAUGGACCCUUUGGGCGCCAGGUCGUGUUACGUGGAUGUGGACACUCUCCCAUGCUGGUCGGAGGGUCUGCCCGAAGAAGAUGUGCCGGAUUCCUCAUGUCUCGACAGCCAGAGCUGAGCCGGGGGGCUCGCUCUCCGUUCCCUUACCGGGAAGACAUCAAUGAGAAGAUUGUGUUAUGGUGAGUGAGAGUGUAAAAGAUAUUGGGGGGGUUCAGGAGAACAAUUAUGAAAAUGAGCUGUUGUGUUCCCUGAGUAUUCUACAGACUUGUAAACAUUGUAAUGUCCGUAUUCCCUUCAGUGUAAAAGAUAUUGGGGGGGUUGGUUAAUUGCCCCCUCCAGUGUGAGCUGUUGUGUUCUCGAGUAUUCUACAGACAGCAGUUGGCAUUGUAAUGUCCGUAUCCCUUUAUGUAAAAGAUAUUGGCCCUUUUAAUAUGUAAAUCCUCCAGUGUGAGGGGGGGUUAAUAGCCCCCUCCAGUGUGAGCUGCUGUGUUCCCUGAGUAUUCUACAGGCAGCAGUUACAUUGUAAUGUCCGUACCCCUUUAUUGUAAAAGAUAUUGGGGGUGGGGGUUGGUUAAUAGCCCCCUCCAGUGUGAGCUGCUGUGUUCCCUGAGUAUUCUACAGACAGCAGUUACAUUGUAAUAUCCGUAUCCCUUUAGUGUAAAAGAUAUUGGGGGGGUUGGUUAAUAGCCCCCUCCAGUGUGAGCUGCUGUGUGCCCAGAGUAUUCUACAGACAGCAGUUACAUUGUAAUGUCCGUAUCCCUUUAGUGUAAAAGAUAUUGGGGGGUUUGGUUAAUUGCCCCCUCCAGUGUGAGCUGCUGUGUGCCCAGAGUAUUCUACAGACAGCAGUUACAUUGUAAUGUCCGUAUCCCUUUAUUGUAAAAGAUAUUGGGGGUUUGGUUAAUAGCCCCCUCCAGUGUGAGCUGCUGUGUUCCCUGAGUAUUCUUCAGGCAGCAGUCUGACACCUUAUAAGAAUUGUACAAGGGGUUAAUACGGAUAUCUUGUCUAAUACAGAGAUGUAACUGCUGGUAGGAAAGAUAAGCCAGAAUUAUAAUAACAAAAAACAACAAGUAAUGGGCUGCGAUGGUGCCCUGCAAUAAGCGUUCAUUGUGUGAAUCAGAGUCCCAUCCUGCAGAACCAGUAAUAUAGCAGGUUAAAUUAUCGUUGGAAGCCUCGCGAUCUGAGUGGUUUAGGAAUGUAUAACCACUCUCAGGACUCUGUGCCAGCCUGGCCUAGCAAGGCAUUCAGCGAACAUUAAUAAACCCAGUCAAUCUGUCUCUGUGAUGGGUAUAACUUGUCUGUCUGUCUGUCCCAGGGCUGGCGACGUAGCGUUACUGAACUGCACCGCAGUGGUUAAUACCAGCAAUGAGACGCUUACUGACAAGAAUCCUGUGUCUGACAGUAUAUUCCGCUACUCCGGGUCCGAGCUGCUCGAGGAAAUGCCAAAACUGAAAGGUGAGCCUGAAACAAAGUGCCUGCCAAUGGCGACAUUCUCUCAUGGUAGCUGCGUAUUGCAACCAAAGCCAGGAUCCAGCGCACACAUGCACCGGGAAUAUGGUGGACUACUUAGUAACAACCGGUGCUUGCCCUCGCUAUGUGCACAGCCCCCGGUUACAUUUCUGCUGUUUUUUUUUUUUAUCCUUAUUGGAGACAAUAUAAACGUAAUCUUUCUGAGGGCAGGACCGCCACCCUUUGUUUAAAGGAGCAGUAAUGCCAUGUCAGCUGACCGGUUACCUCCUUUGUGCAUUUUGGGGGAAUUCUUGGAUAAAUCACUGGGAGUGGAACAGCUAACACAGUCGUAACAUUCUGUUGUUUCAGGCCAUAUUGACUUCUGUCUGAAUGCCAGUGCAUAUAAUCUUUAAAGGGUUGCUCCAACCACCAUAACCACUUCAGUGAAUUGAGAUAUUCGUAAUCGUGUGCUGGAGGCUAGUAGCACCCCAGCACACGUGAAAUUGGCAGCCCAGAAUUCUGUUCCGAACAGCCUAAUGUAAUUUCUGUGUAUAAAUAAUGUGUGCCACUGCACACUGGCGACAGACGUGAUAAUGUUUUCCCUUGUGGCCAGAGUACCUGAGAGGGAAGCUAGAUUUCCACUCCCACAGUGCGCUCCCUCUGUUACAUAGUUAUUUAAACAAACUCCCUCCCCUCACUGACCUAGAGCACACAUUUGCUCUGUGCCAGCUAAAUUGUCUAAUCACCGGCUUCUCUAUGCGAUUCCUGUGAUUGGACCGCGCUGUCCCUGUGACGUCGGAGCGGUUGUAGUAGAUCAGUGCCGGGAGCUUUAUCCAGCGCUGGCUUCCAGGUGAGUAAAUCCUGUAUUUUGCAGGUUUAGAAGGGUCAGAGUAAGCAGUUAAUACUUCUGUUCAGAGAAGAGGUAACGCCCUGUUUGGAUUGUGUUCAAGUAAUAAGAUUGAGUGGGGUCUGCGGACUGUGAUUUUCACAUAUAAUCUACUCUCUCCUUUCCGUCCUUUUAAUUGGCAGGUUGCAGGACGGGGGAAGCCAAACUAACCAAAGGGUUCGGUCUGGCGGCUCGUUACAUCAUCCACACUGUGGGUCCGAAGUACAAGACCAAAUACCGCACGGCAGCUGAGAGCUCCCUGUACAGCUGCUAUCGGAAUGUCCUCCAACUGGCUAAGUAAUAUGCUCCUCAUGGGCGGUGCUGUGGGGGGAUCAGGUGGUCUGCCAAAUAGCACUAAUUAAGGGGAACGCACUCUUACUAUAGCAGAUGCUUGGUGAUAUAAUAGGGCAAGAAGCAAAGGAAGUUUCUAUUUCCCAGAGUGCUCUGGGGGAGUCAGGCCUACAUGUGUGGUUCACAGCCUGGCAGUGGAGUUUCCGGGAGAUGCCCACACAGCCUGGCAGUUUCCAUACUUUGCUUGCUGCCAGUCUAGGUACGUCUGAUCUACCUGCAGGUUUGGUAGAAGGGUGCAUUAUUGCAGAUUGAUAAAGUAUUAUUCAGACAGCGUAUUAUCUGUGCAAUCUCGCUCAGCCAAUACAUGGUUUAAUACAUGGAUGAAUUGAUAUGGGUAGAACACAAUUCCAGCAAGGGAUGACCGGGCCAUUGUACCUUGAGAUCCCCACAUUUUGGUGAAGCUGUUUUACCGUAUGAUCAAGGAUUGACUGUCCGUAACCAAAUGUCAGUAUAACAUUGACACCAGUACGUUGUAGUUAUGGUACCUAGAUGGCUCCUAUAAACCAUGAUUACAGACUUGGUUUUAACUUCCUGAUGGCAUUUUCGGGUGAUACAUCCACCGAAAAGCCACCUCCUUACCGAUACCAGGGAUACCAAACUAUUCCUAAAGAUUUCACCCCCUUGUGUUCCAGUAAAGAAUAAAGAAAUAAACUCAAAAAUGUAUAUUUACAUAAUUCAAAUUGUAGGUAUCUCUAAACAUUGGUUUAAACCCAGAAUCUUCUGUUCAUGUGCUCGCUGGGCAUCAUGGGUUUCAAACAAAUGUUUGCUUUUUUUAAAGCAACGUUUUUUUUGCUUGUAUAGCAGGGGUUAAUGUGAGGUAGGCAGUGGGAAAUUAACCCUUUGUUUGUCACUCCCCAGCAGUGUGGAGUCUGUUACUCGGAGGGCUUAGAGUAAAAGCAUUCUCCUCUAUUCGCCAUCCCCCACUCCCUGCUGGGCACAUGGAAUGGGCCGAGUCAUCGGCACAGUGGCAGUUUUGGCACCCUCGUGACACUUGCAGAAUCCAGCUGCUGGGUGUGAUGAGCAUGUGAUCUGAGGUCUGAUAUCUUAACUCUACCAGCCGAGCAAAGACGAACUUCCUGAAACACAGCCGUUGUAGCACAGCUUGAACACUUCAAGCAAUGCAUUGUGGUUCUAAUCAUCCCACUGCAAGACCCAGGCCAUCCAUGCCGGGUCCACAACUGCCACCCGAUGGCUGAGUUUUCCUUGCAGAUGCCCACAAAGCCGGGCAGAGCAGAAAAAAAAGUAAAUUAGACUAUGUGGGAGAUGCCCACACAGUCUGUCAGAGCAGAGUUACUGGGAAAUGCCCACACAGCCGGGCAGAGUGGGGAUACUGAGAGAUGCCCACACAGACUGGCAGAGCAGGGUUACUGGAAGAUUCCCACACAGCCUGGCAGUAGGGUAACUGGGAGAUGCCCACACAGCCUGGUAGAGAUGGGUUACUGGGAGAUGCCCACACAGCCUGGUAGAGCAUGGUUACUGGGAGAUGUCCACACAGCCUGGUAGAUCAGGGUUACUGGGAGAUGCCCACACAGCCUGGUAGAUCGGGUUACUGGGAGAUGCCCACACAGACUGGCAGAGUGGGGAUACUGGGAGAUGCCCACACAGACUGGCAGAGCGGGUUACUGGGAGAUGCCCACACAGACUGGCAGAGCGGGUUACUGGGCGAUGCCCACACAGACUGGCAGAGCAGGGUUUCUGGGAGAUGCCCACACAGACUGACAGAGCAGGGUUUCUGGGAGAUGCCCACACAUCCUGGCAGAGCAGGGUUUCUGGGAGAUGCCCACACAGACUGGCAGAGCAGGGUUACCGGGAGAUGCCCACACAGCCUGGCAGUGGGGUGACCGGGAGAUGCCCACACAGCCUAGCAGUGGGGUGACCGGGAGAUGCCCACCCAGCCUGGCAGUGGGGUGACCGGGGGAUGCCCACCCAGCCUGGCAGUGGGGUGACCGGGGGAUGCCCACCCAGCCUGGCAGUGGGGUGACCGGGGGAUGCCCACCCAGCCUGGCAGAGCAGGGUGACUGGGGGAUGCCCACACAGCCUGGCAGAGCAGGGUUACUGGGAGAUGCCCACACAGCCUGGCAGAGCAGGGUUACUGGGAGAUGCCCACACAGCCUGGCAGUAGGGUUACUGGGAGAUGCCCACACAGCCUGGCAGUAGGGUUACUGGGAGAUGCCCACACAGCCUGGUAGAGAUGGGUUACUGGGAGAUGCCCACACAGCCUGGUAGAGCAUGGUUACUGGGAGAUGCCCACACAGACUGGUAGAUCGGGUUACUGGGAGAUGCCCACACAGACUGGUAGAGCAUGGUUACUGGGAGAUGCCCACACAGACUGGUAGAUCGGGUUACUGGGAGAUGCCCACACAGACUGGCAGAGUGGGGAUACUGGGAGAUGCCCACACAGACUGGCUGAGCGGGUUACUGGGCGAUACCCACACAGCCUGGCAGAGCGUGGUUACUGGGAGAUGCCCACACAGCCUGGCAGAGCGUGGUUACUGGGAGAUGCCCACCGAUAUUGGGGUUCUGUGACGUAAUUAGCGUAGGACCCACCGAUAUUGAGGUACUGUUACGUAAUUAGUGUAGGACCCAUCGCUAUUGGGGUACUGUGACGUAAUUAGUGUAGGACCCAUCGCUAUUGGGGUACUGUUACAUAAUUAGUAUAGGACCUAAUGAUAUUUUGGUACUCUGACUUAAUUAGUGUAGGACCCACCGAUAUUGGGGUACUGUGACGUAAUUAGUGUAGGACCCAUCGCUAUUGGGGUACUGUGUGUGGUGGUGCUUGGGUUGUUGGGGUGCUGUGGUAGGUGGUGUGGGACCCACGUAUUGUUGGGUACUGUGGUGGUGGUGUGGGACCCACACCAUGUCAGGGGUACUGUGGUGGUGGAGUGUAGGACCCACCGCUAUUGGGGUACUGUGACGUAAUUAGUGUAGGACCCACCGCUAUUGGGGUACUGUGACGUAAUUAGUGUAGGACCCAUCGCUAUUGGGGUACUGUGACGUAAUUAGUGUAGGACCCAUCGCUAUUGGGGUACUGUGACGUAAUUAGUGUAGGACCCAUCGCUAUUGGGGUACUCUGACGUAAUUAGUGUAGGACCCAUCGCUAUUGGGGUACUGUGACGUAGUGGUGUGCGUAGCACAAUAUGGCCAUAUGGUGGAAUUGAAUCCUCAUAUUUGCUGAGAUAGGUUAUUUUAAAUAGCUUUUCAAAAUGUAAAACUGUCUUUUUAUGCGUGCGCUGUUCCUUAUUCUGUAUUUUGUGAAUAUUUUGGUCUCUGUGGCAGCACCACUACGGUAAUUGCAUGUUCCAGAUGUUCCCCUGAUUCCUCCUUUUUUUCUGAGGCAGAGGAAGGAUGACAGGGAUUUGCUGAUGUAAAGGGAGAAUAUGUUGUGGAGCACCUGAGAGAGAGAGAGAGAGAGAGAGAGAGAGAGAGAGACUGUAACUAGUCUCCCAUUUCUAUACAAAUUGUGUUUCCUAAACCUGAACCUUUAUCAGCAGACCCCCCCAGAUGUUAUUAUACAUUGUCAUUAUGUGAAAGCCGCACAGAUUCCAGCUAGUUCUGUUCCUCAGUCGAUUCCAUGUGUAAAUGAGCCCAUGAGAUACCACGUGUACCACGGCAGAUAAUCUAUAUAGUGCAUAUCACAUAGUGUCAGCCUUGUGCUAAAACAUGGAGAUACCACGUGUAACACGGCAGAUAAUCUAUAUAGUGCAUAUCACAUAGUGUCAGCCUUGUGCUAAAACAUGGAGAUACCACGUGUAACACGGCAGAUAAUCUAUAUAGUGCAUAUCACAUAGUGUCAGCCUUGUGCUAAAACAUGGAGAUACCACGCGUAACACGACAGAUAAUCUAUAUAGUGCAUAUCACAUAGUGUCUGCCUUAUACUAAAACAUGGAGAUACCACGUGUAACACGACAGAUAAUCUAUAUAGUGCAUAUCACAUAGUGUCUGCCUUAUACUAAAACAUGGAGAUACCACGUGUAAUACGACGAUAAUCUAUAUAGUGCAUAUCACAUAGUGUCUGCCUUAUACUAAAACAUGGAGAUUCCACGUGUACCACGACAGAUAAUCGUGUCUGCCUUAUACUAAAACAUGGAGAUACCACGUGUACCACGACAGAUAAUCUAUAUAGUGCAUAUCACAUAGUGUCUGCCUUAUACUAAAACAUGGAGAUACCACGUGUAACACGACAGAUAAUCUAUAUAGUGCAUAUCACAUAGUGUCUGCCUUAUACUAAAACAUGGAGAUACCACGUGUAAUACGACGAUAAUCUAUAUAGUGCAUAUCACAUAGUGUCUGCCUUAUACUAAAACAUGGAGAUACCACGUGUACCACGACAGAUAAUCGUGUCUGCCUUAUACUAAAACAUGGAGAUACCACGUGUACCACGACAGAUAAUCUAUAUAGUGCAUAUCACAUAGUGUCUGCCUUAUACUAAAACGUGGAGAUACCACGUGUAACACGGCAGAUAAUCUAUAUAGUGCAUAUCACAUAGUGUCUGCCUUAUACUAAAACAUGGAGAUACCACGUGUAACACGGCAGAUAAUCUAUAUAGUGCAUAUCACAUAGUGUCUGCCUUAUACUAAAACGUGGAGAUACCACGUGUAACACGGCAGAUAAUCUAUAUAGUGCAUAUCACAUAGUGUCUGCCUUGUGCUAAAACAUGGAGAUACCACGUGUACCACGACAGAUAAUCUAUAUAGUACAUAUCACAUAGUGUCUGCCUUGUGCUAAAACAUGGAGAUACCACGUGUAACACGGCAGAUAAUCUAUAUAGUGCAUAUCACAUAGUGUCUGCCUUGUGCUAAAACAUGGAGAUACCACGUGUAACACGGCAGAUAAUCUAUAUAGUGCAUAUCACAUAUUGUCUGCCUUGUGCUAAAACAUGGAGAUACCACGUGUAACACGGCAGAUAAUCUAUAUAGUGCAUAUCACAUACUGGGAAUGUUGUGAGUGAGCUGGCCCUAUGUUAGUGUGUGUGUAAAGCUGUUUUCAUUGUGUUUUCGUGCGCAGUGCUUUCUAUUCGCUGUCUGACUCUGGUUCUUCUUCUUUUGUUUCAGGGAGCAGUCCAUGUCUACGGUGGGAUUCUGUGUGAUCAGUUCUCUGAAGAGGUGUUAUCCGUUAGAGGAUGCAACACACAUUGCUCUCCGUGAGUGCUGCCUCUCGUCACCUGAUAUGAAUAUAGAUUCAUCGUGAAUAAACCUCUUCUACAGAGCCCCAUAUCUAAAGCUGUGUACACGGCUGGAUUGUUAUAAAAGUGAAAUAACUCCCAGUUAUUGUGGUCACAGCUGUUAGCAAGCAGUGGUCACAUGUGAAUUUUAGAACCUGUUUAUCUCAAAAAUGUUUACCAAUAUGUUGCACCCAGUGAUUUCAUUAUUUAGCUGAGCUCUCUGCUAGUGACAUAACUUUCCAGCUCAUAUGACCUGCCAGUGACAUCACUAGUGAUUCUUACCUCACAACGUUCCAGUGACAUCUCUAAACAUCUUCAUGUAUGUGCCCAGCCAGUGUCCUCGCUAGUGAUGUCAUUACCCAGCCAGUGUCCUCGCUGGUGAUGUCAUUACCCAGCCAGUGUCCUCGCUGGUGAUGUCAUGACCCAGCCAGUGUCCUCGCUGGUGAUGUCAUGACCCUUUAUGUUAUUAUUGCUGUUGUGUAUGUAUUUAUAUCACACCUUGUGCUAUAAACUGUGUUCUGUGAAACCUCUGAUGGCUAUGACCUGUAAUUGAUGUUGUUUUGUCUCAGGUACUGUGCGUAGGUUUCUGGAGGUCCAUGGUGCCGCUCUGGAGAAAGUGGUGUUUGCCGUUACAGAGCAGGAGGAGGUAAAUCACCAAAUUGGUAUAACCUUGUGGCAGCUUUGUUCAGUGGUUUAUUUUACUCUGGAAAUGUGAGCUGUUGGUGCUUGCUUGUUUUGGCACAUGUAGUGUCCUAACCGCUCUCUGUGUGUAACGAGAUAAACCAUCGCUCCCCGGGUCCUAACCCCUCUCUGUGUGUAACGAGAUAAACCAUAGCUCCCCUGGUCCUAACACCUCUCUGUGUGUAACAAGAUAAACCAUAGCUCCCCUGGUCCUAACACCUCUCUGUGUGUAACGAGAUAAACCAUCGCUCCCCGGGUCCUAACCCCUCUCUGUGUGUAACAAGAUAAACCAUAGCUCCCCUGGUCCUAACACCUCUCUAACCCCCAAUGUUUCGCCAGGGGUUUUACAUUCAUGUUUCGUGGUCUGUGAGGUACUCCAACUCUGUAACCUCUUAUAAGGUGUGAAUAGGGCAGUUUUCUCCUCCAACAAUGUUAAGAGAAUUCCCAGAAUCCUUUGCCAUCCUUUUAAUGUUGAGCCUAUUAUGUCAGUGACAGCCAGAGGGUCACAUUGUGUCAUUCAUUUCUUAAAUUCUGUGUUUCUCAAUGGUUGUGAAAUUCAGUGAGUGCUGUCACAAUACAGCCUGUGUGUGACGCCAUCCACAGUUACAGACGUGAAGACAUUUUACUGCAAAGAUUUAGUUUUUUUGCCUCUUUAGUGUAUGUACAGAUACAUAUUAAUGACAUAUCUCUGUAUAUCACAUACAUUCUAUUCAAAUCACCUUCCAAAACAGCUCCAAACAGUAAUCCAUUAUUUUUAAAUUAAGAUUCUACUCUGUGAGAGCUGGUAGCUCCUACUCAUGGCUUCUGUUAUCUUUUCUGAGCACAGCCCUGCUGUGCAUUGCUAGCCCAUUGUCUGAGAAUGUCCGCUAUAGUGUGCUGUAGUGGUUAUGGUGCUUGAAGUGUUCGGGCAGGAAUUCUCUCAUUGGCUGAGCGCAAUCACUACAUGCUAUAGCUCUGGAGAGCCGACGGAAGGUUCUGAGCAGGAAUCAAGGAGAAGCGCUGAUGGACUGGAUCAAAGGUUGAACCAAUCUCAAACUGUUUGAGUCCUUACAAACUGAGGGCACCGGGAUGCUCCUCGCACCGUAGCCAAUACUACAGUGGUUCUGGUGGUUAGAGAUAUUGCAUAUAAUCAUGCUAAACACAGUGGGGGAGAAUUAGCGAAAUGUCAGACCGCUUUGCUCCAAUUUUUUCUGCAUUUUUUGAGCAGUUUAAUCAAUCCCUGUGUUUUUACAUCAUUUGGUCCCUUACAAUCAUUUUUGAAUGCGUAUCGUUUUUUGGGGGUUUUUGACAGCGCAAUGGAUUUAUCAGACUGUCACAUUUUCUGUCACAAAGUGUUCUGUUUUAGUUAUCUUUUCUUUUUCUGAAAGGCUGAAUUUGGCGUUCUCUUCUGAAAUGGACAUUUCUAUGUUUUGACAAUUGUAAUAAAUAGGAAAUACUAGAAGCGUAAAACAAGACAUCUUUCAUUGCACUCUGCUCUCCCCCACCAGGUCUUAUCCCAUUAACGCGUCUAUCCUGUGUUGUCCAUUACAGAGCGUAUACAUGCGUUUGCUUCCUGUGUAUUUCCCGCGAUCUUUGGAGGAAGAGCUGCGUUCACGGCCACUUAUACCCCCAGAUAUCGGUAAUGCAGAUGGGGAGCCAGUGGUGCCAGAACGGCAGAUUCGAAUCAGUGAAAAGCCGGUGACAUAUGAAGGUGAGAGUGGGAACUUUAUAAAUUUACUGCCACAAAAACCCCAAAACUGUACCCUCCCCAAAUUGGAGACACAACCACCAAACCAAACCAAAUCUUGUAAUUGGUAAAUAAGUGCCAGUAAUUACUGCCAUGGAAUCGGUAAAUAAGUGCCAGUAAUUACUGCCAUGGAAUCGGUAAAUAAGUGACCGGUAAUUACGGCCAUGGAAAUGGUAAACAAGUGCCGGUUAUUACUGCCAUGGAAAUGGUAAAUAAGUGCCGGUAAUUACUGCCAUGGAGUCGGUAAAUAAGUGACCGGUAAUUACUGCCAUGGAAUCUGUAAAUAAGGGACCGGUAAUUACUGCCAUGGAAUCUGUAAAUAAGGGCCAGUAAUUGCUGCCAUUGGAGUUUUUGUUCUCUGACUGCAGCGGUUUGAUUGAUCGUUGCAGAUGACUCGUCGGAGGACGAAGGGCUGUCUCUGGGCCUGUCUUUCAUCGGAUCUCAUGCGUUUGCUCGAAUGGAGGGAGAUGUGGACAAACAGAGGAGACUUGCCCUCCAGGGGCAGAUGUCUGGGGCAGCUCUACAGAAACAACACCAGAGAAAGUAAGCUUGCUGCGGCCUCCGGGCAAUUAAUACUUUGUGUCUUUCUCUUACUGAGAUGUUGUCUUCGCUGCAUGCAGUCCCAGGGUUUGAUAUGUAAGCUUAGUUUGACAGUCACACUAAGGCAGCAGGUUAGUGUCUGUACCAUCGGUUUACUGACCGCAGCUGGCAUUAUUGCCGAUUAGUGUUGUACACGGCUGGGCUUUGGGGGCAUUACAGGAACACUGGCCAGACUCCCAUCGUGGCACACAGAGGGCUGUUUAUAUUGCGCUAUGCUGCUCUGCACUGAAAUAGUCCAUUGGUUUCCACGAUGUCCCACACUUUAAUUCUUAUAGAUACAGUCUGGGGAGAGGACAAACAAUCUGUUCUCUCACCAGCUUUUACCAAGUCUGGCCAAUCCGCUGCUAAGCUGAUCCUUUCUGUGAUGUGUUAGUAGGGUGGAGACAUUUCACAGAACCCUUCAAACCAUUCCGUUAAUGCGUAUUGGAAUAAAAUAUCAGACAGAAUGGUACCUCAACAAAUCAUUUUAUAAAUCCUAUAAAAAUACUUACAGAUUUAUGUAUUAAAGUGAGUGUUGUCGGGAAUUCAAACUGAUUUGAAAUUUUAAAACCAAAGGAACUGAAAUGAAAAAAAUAGUUUACUUGAAGAAUAUUUUAGUUCGACUUCUUGGUCCUUCAAUUUGAAAUGAACGUUGAGUUUGUGGCCAUUGUCAGCUUGAAUAACCUGUUGGCUGUUAGCAUUGGCGGUUAGCUGCAAUGUGGGUCUCAGUGCUGUGUUUUCCCUUCUAGUUAUAAUCGCUGGCUUUCCCGAGCUCGCACUGAGGACCUCUCGGACAUCGCUGCUCUCAAAGCGCUAUACCAGUCUGGUGAGUCUGACUCUUUCUAUAUAAACCUGCCCUCACACUGCGCUGAGGCAAAUUGUGGAUUACAGUAACUGGGAGUUUUCUAAAAUACACUGUGCUUUUUAUAUCUGUUUGGCCUGGAAACACAAUUCGUUCUCAGUAUAAAGGCUGUUCCUGAUCCCAUUAUUACCAUUUGGGGUACACUGAGUCAAAAUUCUUGACAAAUUUCGUUUUUUCCUUAUGAACUGAAUUCUCUGUCGUAUUAAGCCAUCACAUUAUAAUGUAGCAUGCAGCACACUCUGUCCCUUGUUAUAAUCAUGCAGUCCUGUGUUCUAAUUUGGCCUGCAGCACAGUCAGUCCUUGAGGGCCACACAGUCACUGAUGGCUCACAUCUGUCUAUGUUACGGUUUGCUUAUAGGCGUGGAUAACUGCGGCAGAACAGUCAUUGUGGUCGUAGGAAGAAACAUUCCUGUGUUACUAAUUGACAUGGAGAAGGUGAGGGGGUCCAUGGGGUGUAUUUCCUUAAGGUUAUUAAGUAUACUGAGAUAUUACACAUAAUCUCCUUUCCUUGUCCCUAAAUGUUUACACACUGGAUUGCAAUUUGUAGGACGUAGUUUUUUUUUGCUGCUCAAUGCACAUGUUGUGUGUUCCUGUAUGUAACGUGUAUGCUGUACCCGAUCUCACAGUCUGUAUGUAACGUGUAUGCUGUACCCGAGCGCACAGUCUGUGUUCCUGUAUGUAACGUUUAUGCUGUACUGGAUGUAACGUGUAUGCUGUACCCGAGCUCAGUCUGUGUGUUCCUGUAUGUAACAUGUAUGCUGUACCCGAGCUCACAGUCUGUGUGUUCCUAUAUGUAACGUGUAUGCUGUACCCGAGCUCAGUCUGUGUGUUCCUGUAUGUAACGUGUAUGCUGUACCCGAGCUCAGUCUGUGUGUUCCUGUAUGUAACGUGUAUGCUGUACCCGAGCUCACAGUCUGUGUGUUCCUAUAUGUAACGUGUAUGCUGUACCCGAGCUCAGUCUGUGUGUUCCUGUAUGUAACGUGUAUGCUGUACCCGAGCUCACAGUCUGUGUGUUCCUGUAUGCAACGUGUAUGCUGUACCCGAGCUCACAGUCUGCGUGUUCCUGUAUGUAACGUGUAUGCUGUACCCGAGCUCACAGUCUGUGUGUUCCUGUAUGUAACGUGUAUGCUGUACCCGAGCUCACAGUCUGUGUGUUCCUGUAUGUAACGUGUAUGCUGUACCCGAGCUCACAGUCUGUGUGUUCCUAUGUAACGUGUAUGCUGUACCCGAGCUCACAGUCUCUAUGUAACGUGUAUGCUGUACCCGUACAGUCUGUGUGUUCCUGAGCUCACAGUCUGUGUGUUCCUGUAUGUAACGUGUAUGCUGUACUGUAUGUAACGUGUAUGCUGUACCCGAGCUCACAGUCUGUAUGUAACGUGUAUGCUGUACCCGAGCUCACAGUCUGUAUGUAACGUGUAUGCUGUACCCGAGCUCACAGACUCUUUCUGUGUCAGGCACUGCUGUACUUCAUUCACAUGAUGGAUCAUGUUGCUGUCAAAGAGUACGUCCUGGUUUAUUUCCACACUCUUACUGGUGAUCACAACCACCUGGAUUCGGACUUCCUCAGGAACAUACAUGACAUUGUGGAUGCCAAGUAAGUGUUAUACUUGUAUUCACACAUUUCAGUCUGUCAGUGCUCGUCUUUCAGUCGGUGCGGCCUGCGCGCUCGGCGCUCAGUCGGUGCAGCCUGCGCGCUCAGUCGGUGCUGCCUGCGCGCUCGGUGCUCAGUCGGUGCGGCCUGCGCGCUCGGCGCUCAGUCGGUGCGGCCCGCGCGCUCGGUGGGUGCGGCCCGCGCGCUCGGUGGGUGCGGCCCGCGCGCUCGGUGGGUGCGGCCUGCGCGCUCGGUGCUCAGUCGGUGCGGCUUGCGCGCACGGCGCUCAGUCGGGAAAGAAUAUUAGGGGAAUUUACACAGAUGUGUGUAUAGUAAUUAUAUAUAAAAUUAUACCUCACGGAUUUGGCCUUAUUAGACACAAACCUAAAACUAAGGUAAUCUGGUGUGCGGUAAUAAAUACUGAGAGUAAAAUUAUUAAUAAGCCUUUACAUGUCUUGUGUCGGGGUCAUCGCGUUCAUGUAUCAAUCUGGAUUCUAAUUCCGUUUCUGGAUUGAAGCUGGCAGUGUGAUUCCUGUUUUGGCACAGAACCUGCACCCAAUGUUCACAUAAAUGAAUCCCAUGACACCUGCGGGGUUACUGCACCAGCUAAUGAUUUACAGGAAAUGUUCCUUCAUUGCUAGCUAUGUGUAGUAUCCCCGCAGGGCUCUAGGUGGCAGUAGAUGUACAUUUAUCAUUGGUUAGUAGCAGAAUAUGACCAAGCCUCAAAUAACUAUCAUGGCGUUAGAUUAAAGGGAAUCUGUAAAGGAAAAACAAACUCCCAUAUAUAUGGAAUCCAUCAUAUAUUCCAUGUAAAUUAUCCAGGUAUACUCACACCUCUCCUCUCUUCCAGAGCUUUGUGGAUGAUACUCCUCAUGUAAGCCACUUGCUCGUAGGGCAAACCUCUUCUGUGACCCCAACUCGCCCUGUCUAUUCCCCUAUACUUCCUGUCGGCUAGGGAGUUACCAUAGCAACCACAGUGCAUGCGCAGAUCGUCAGUCUAGCCAAAGAUUUGAUUGGGAAGAGCGAGAGAGACAAUUUUAAAUAGGUUUUGCUCCCAGUCUAAUCAUUUCUCGGCACAAUGUAGAGAUAGAAUUUCCAAAGAGAAUGAGUGGUUUAAUGAAUGAUUCUACAACAUAACAAAUUAUCUCAGUGGAGCCAUUCAUUGGCACUAAUUUGCUUAUAAUAAAUUAAAUUCUAUAAAACCCAUCGUUAGCCCCUUCCCAGUGUCAGAGGAGUCUUCACAAUAUGCCUGGAGUCUUAUGAACAUAUUACUUCUAAACAUUCGAUACCUGUAUUUAGAUUCCACCUCAAGUCAAGAAUCACUGCCUUUAAUGUAGUUGUUCUUUUGUCCUGUAGGCGGUGACAGUCCAGCAUUUAGAAUGUUUCUUGUGGUAUAUUAAUGCUUUCGUGGCAAGAAGUAAGUAUUUUUAUAUCGGGGCAGUCCAGGCAAGUUGAAUCAUGAAUGAAUUAAUUUUCUCUGCCCCUUUACGGUACGCUAUAGUUACCAAAACACGUUUAGAUUAAUUAAGCAGUUUAGGUGUAUAGAUCAUGCCCCACUGUCUCGCUUCUUAAUUAUCGUCAAUUGUCAAGUUAAAGUACUUUUUUUAUGCCGCCCUAGUCACACCUCCCCUGACUGUGACUCUCACAAUCUUCCUACAGACCGCAAAGAGAGAUAUAAUGUUUAAACUUCCUUUAUUGCACAGUGUGUUUAAUUUAGAAUUUAUUAUCUGCUUUUCUGUUAAUUGCUUGCUAAACCUUGCAGGAACCUUGUGUGUGGUUAAACCUCAAUUCACAGUAGCAGACAAUAAAGACUUCUGAUGUAAACACACUGUUCUGUCCCACCUGUGCUAGGUGUGGCUAGGGCUGCAAAAACAGAAACAAAAGUGAUUUAGCUCCUAAAUGGCAGAGAAUUGAGCAGUGUGACUACAGGGGCGUGAUCUACACACCAAAACUGCGUCAUUAAGUUGUUUUGGUGCUUGGAGUGUCCCUUUAAAUCACUAAAUGUUCAAAUACCCAGAGGGAUUAGGAUACUGCAGAAGUACUGAAAGAGAUUCAUAGAUCCAGGGAUUCCUUGUGUUAAUCUGCUAUAAUUUCACAGUUGUGGGGAUUCAUUGUGUUAAUCUGCUAUAAUUUCACAGUUGUGGGGAUUCAUUGUGUUAAUCUGCUAUAAUCUCACAGCUGUGGGGAUUCAUUGUGUUAAUCUGCUAUAAUUUCACAGCUGUGGGGAUUCAUUGUAUUAAUCUGCUAUAAUCUCACAGCUGUGGGGAUUCGUUGUGUUAAUCUGCUAUAAUUUCACAGCUGUGGGGAUUCAUUGUGUUAAUCUGCUAUAAUUUCACUGCUGUGGGGAUUCAUUGUGUUAAUCUGCUAUAAUUUCACUGCUGUGGGGAUUCAUUGUGUUAAUCUGCUAUAAUUUCACUGCUGUGGGGAUUCAUUGUGUUAAUCUGCUAUAAUCUCACAGCUGUGGGGAUUCAUUGUGUUAAUCUGCUAUAAUUUCACAGCUGUGGGGAUUCAUUGUGUUAAUCUGCUAUACUCUCACAGCUGUGGGGAUUCGUUGUGUUAAUCUGCUAUAAUUUCACAGCUGUGGGGAUUCGUUGUGUUAAUCUGCUAUAGAUUCACUGCUCUGUGGGUUCAUGGGUGCAUGUGCCAAUUAAGUUAAUGGUGUGUUUUGUUUGCAAGCUGUACAACGCUCCUCCACAUGUUACCACGAGAAAUCAUGCAGACUCUUUGUUUCAAGUACUCCAAUAUUUAAACACGUUUACCCUUAUUGUUUCUGAAGGGCAAAGAUUAAUGUGCCUGCGCGUGUUUAAUGUGCCUGCGCGUGUUUAAUGUGCCUGCGCGUGUGUUACACUUGUGCAUUUUCGUUUCAAGCUAAUUUUGUGAUUCGUCCAAAUUUUGGGGGAUUGUCGGGUCAUCCAGAUAAUACUCUUUUUUCCCUCUCACUUCAUCUGUGAACCAAAUGGAUGUAAAAUGUGCCUACCUGCGUUCCGAGAUAUAUAAAUAAUAAUUAUUUAUUGCAGUACACUGGUUAAUUUUUAUUUUUAAUUUUUUUUUUUACAUGUUUUCUCGGAUAUAUAUAUAUAUAUAUUUUUAACAAGCUAAAUCACCACGAUACUACAAAAACCAAACCUUUUCUGGAUGAAUUGAUUCAGCUAACACACGUUUCUUCACUGUCACAAGUCCUGUGUGUAUAAAUUCUCGUUUAUUCAGAAGGUAAAGCUUUAUUGAAUAGAGCCGUAUCAUUCAUACACCCAUGCUGUACAGCCUGAGAUUUACCAUUUAUCCCCACGAUGAUACUGCUUCGGGUAUAAAAGUUCCUUUCCACAGACAAUAACCACUUCUUCUUGUGCAUAGUGUGUUAUGUUAUGUUCCAAGGUAAGGUUGGCAGCGCAAUGUGAAUCGUAAUAAGGUUGGUAGAGCGAGCCUUUCAUAAUAAGGAUGGCAGUGUGCGCAUUUCGUGGUAAAGUCUGCGGUGUGCGCAUUUCGUAGUAAGGUCUGCGGUGUGCGCAUUUCGUAGUAAGGUCUGCGGUGUGCGCAUUUCGUGGUAAGGUCUGCGGUGUGAGCAUUUCGUGGUAAGGUCGGCGGUGUGAGCAUUUCGUGGUAAGGUCAGCAGUGUGCGCAUUUCGUGGUAAGGUCGGUGGUGUGAGCAUUUUGUGGUAAGGUCUGCGGUGUGAGCAUUUCGUGGUAAGGUCUGCGGUGUGAGCAUUUCGUGGUAAGGUCUGCGGUGUGAGCAUUUCGUGGUAAGGUCUGUGGUGUGAGCAUUUCGUGGUAAGGUCGGCGGUGUGAGCGUUUCUUGGUAAGGUCGGCGGUGUGAGCGUUUCGGGUAAGGUCGGCGGUGUGAGCGUUUCUUGGUAAGGUCGGCGGUGUGAGCGUUUCUUGGUAAGGUCGGCGGUGUGAGCGUUUUGUGGUAAGGUCGGCGGUGUGAGCGUUUUGUGGUAAGGUCGGCGGUGUGAGCGUUUCGUGGUAAGGUCGGCGGUGUGAGCGUUUUGUGGUAAGGUUGGUGGUAUGAGCAUUUCGUGGUAAGGUCGGCAGUGUGAGCGUUUCUUGGUAAGGUCGGCGGUGUGAGCGUUUCGUGGUAAGGUCGGCGGUGUGAGCGUUUCUGGUAAGGUCGGCGGUGUGAGCGUUUUGUGGUAAGGUCGGCGGUGUGAGCGUUUCGUGGUAAGGUCGGCGGUGUGAGCGUUUCGUGGUAAGGUCGGCGGUGUGAGCGUUUCGUGGUAAGGUCGGCGGUGUGAGCGUUUUGUGGUAAGGUCGGCGGUGUGAGCGUUUUGUGGUAAGGUCGGCGGUGUGAGCGUUUUGUGGUAAGGUCGGCGUUGUGAGCGUUUCGUGGUAAGGUCAGCGGUGUGAGCGUUUUGUGGUAAGGUCAGCGGUGUGAGCAUUUCGUGGUAAGGUCGGCGGUGUGAGCAUUUCGUGGUAAGGUCGGCGGUGUGAAUGCUUUAAGAUGUUCUGACUACCUGUACGUUGGACUGGUCUGCCUACACAGUGUCUGCCUUGCACAAGUUCGCAUUAAAACUAUGUUUCUGGCUUUCUAGGUAUAAGAAGAAUUUGAAGGCUCUCUACUUCGUCCAUCCAACAUUUCGCUCCAAGGUAGGAAUAAUAUCACCAGCGAGACACUAUACUUACCUAAUACUUAGCUAAUUACCGGCUAAUUACUGGGGAAUGUUAGAAGCUAUGAUCAGUAUAUGAUUUAUUUGGGCAGGUAAAGAUCUGAUAAUACUAAUCCCCGAAAACCAACUGAUUACACCGGAUUAUAUAUUGAAGAUAAUUUAGAAACUUUAUUUUAUACAAUGUUGUAGAAAAAUAUAUAUAUUAACUAUAAAAUUCAGUACCACGGUCUGUACUGACCGAUCGCAGAGAAUAGAUUGAGCCACGUUCUGUACUGACCGAUCCCACAGAAUAGAUUGAGCCACCGGCCUGUACUGACCAAUCCCACAGAACAGAUUGAGCCACCGGCCUGUACUGACCGAUCCCACAGAAUAGAUUGAGCCACGACCUGUACUGACGCAGAUAAUAGAUUGAGCCACGGCCUGUACUGACCGAUCACAAAAAAUAGAUUGAUACAGCCACGGCCUGUACUGACCGAUCGCAGAGAAGAGAUUGAUAGAGCCAUGGCCUGUAUUGACCGAUCGCAGAUAAUAGAUUGAUAAAGCCACGGCCUGUACUGACCGAUCGCAGAGAAGAGAUUGAUAGAGCCAUGGCCUGUAUUGACCGAUCGCAGAUAAUAGAUUGAUAGAGCCACGGCCUGUACUGACCGAUCGCAGAGAAUAGAUUGAUAGAGCCACUGCCUGUACUGACCGAUUGCAGAGAAUAGAUUGAUCGAGCCACGGCCUGUACUGACCGAUCGCAGAGAAUAGAUUGAUAGAGCCAUGACCUGUACUGACCGAUCGCAGAGAAUAGAUUGAUAGAGCCAUGGCCUGUACUGACCGAUUGCAGAGAAUAGAUUGAUAGAGCCACGGCCUGUACUGACCGAUCGCAGAGAAUAGAUUGAUAGAGGCCUGGCCUGUACUGACCGAUUGCAGAGAAUAGAUUGAUAGAGCCACGGCCUGUACUGAGCGAUCGCAGAGAAUAGAUUGAUAGAGCCACGGCCUGUACUGACCGAUCGCAGAGAAUAGAUUGAUACAGCCACUGCCUGUACUGAGCGAUCGCAGAGAAUAGAUUGAUAGAGCCACUGCCUGUACUGACCGAUCGCAGAGAAUAGAUUGAGCCACGGCCUGUACUGACCGAUCACAAAAAAUAGAUUGAUACAGCCACGGCCUGUACUGACCGAUCGCAGAGAAGAGAUUGAUAGAGCCAUGGCCUGUACUGACCGAUCGCAGAGAAUAGAUUGAUAGAGCCACUGCCUGUACUGACCGAUCGCAGAGAAUAGAUUGAUAGAGCCAUGGCCUGUACUGAGCGAUCGCAGAGAAUAGAUUGAUAGAGCCACUGCCUGUACUGACCGAUCGCAGAGAAUAGAUUGAUAGAGCCAUGGCCUGUACUGACCGAUUGCAGAGAAUAGAUUGAUAGAGCCACUGCCUGUACUGACCGAUUGCAGAGAAUAGAUUGAUAGAGCCAUGGCCUGUACUGACCGAUUGCAGAGAAUAGAUUGAUAGAGCCAUGGCCUGUACUGACCGAUCGCAGAGAAUAGAUUGAUAGAGCCACUGCCUGUACUGACCGAUUGCAGAGAAUAGAUUGAUAGAGCCACUGCCUGUACUGACCGAUUGCAGAGAAUAGAUUGAUAGAGCCAUGGCCUGUACUGACCGAUUGCAGAGAAUAGAUUGAUAGAGCCACUGCCUGUACUGACCGAUUGCAGAGAAUAGAUUGAUAGAGCCAUGACCUGUACUGACCGAUCGCAGAGAAUAGAUUGAUAGAGCCACUGCCUGUACUGACCGAUUGCAGAGAAUAGAUUGAUAGAGCCACUGCCUGUACUGACCGAUUGCAGAGAAUAGAUUGAUAGAGCCAUGGCCUGUACUGACCGAUUGCAGAGAAUAGAUUGAUAGAGCCAUGGCCUGUACUGACCGAUUGCAGAGAAUAGAUUGAUAGAGCCAUGGCCUGUACUGACCGAUCGCAGAGAAUAGAUUGAUAGAGGCCUGACCUGUACUGACCGAUCGCAGAGAAUGGAUCGAUAACUCUUGGAUCCAAUUUAAAGACUAAUAGCAAACUUUACAAUAUUGGGAUGUGAAAGCCAACUAUUUAGGCGCUCAGCCAGGCAUCUCCACUUCAGAAAUUGAUUAAAUAUAAUCCUCGUCAACUCAAUCUUGGCUGAAAUUCAGUUUGUGCAUAUUUCUGUCCCAUAUUUAAUUAAUUGCAGCCCACCAUACACAGAGCCUCACAUGUAGCCGUGGAGAUGAUUUAAAGUGCCAGCAGUUAAUAGCACGACGCCGCUCGGAAGCUUUAGCACAUUGGAAAUUCAACCUUUUAAUACCUACCGCCCACUCUUGUAUCUUUGUUGAUGGUAACAUUUCCUUACUGCCCACCAGUGCCGCAGUAACUAAUUUUAUAGAGCAAGUGCAAAUUUUUUUUAUUUUUUAUUAUUACUUAUUUUAAAAGUGUUUUGUUUUGUUUUUUCUGUUUUUUUUCUAUGUCUGUGAGUGAAGGGUGGUGUGUGUGUGUGUGAGGGGGCAGUGUGUGUGUGUUUAUGUGUGAGGGGGCAGUGUGCUGUUUGUGUGUAAGGAAGCCAUGUGUGUGUAAGGGGGCAGUCUGUGUAUGUGUGUGUUUUUGAAGGGUGCAUAGGGUCUAUGCUGUGUAUAGGUGGGUGAGAUGUGAAAAUGUAUCUUAAUAUCUCCCCCCUUAUUUUUUCUUACCUUUUACCCAAGAAGUCCUGGUGGUCCAGUGGUGGCAUGUUCUCUUUAGCCUGCAGCUCCUCCUGCUACAGGCUGACUCUCCUGUCCUCCUGCUAGCGCAGCACUGUAUCAGAAAGUUGCCAUAGUAACACACGGAAAUGCUCCCAGGACCUUCCCUUACUCUGCUGGAGCUAAGUGCCAGCAGGUCAGUGAAGAGGAUCUUUGAUCUCCUGACCAGCCCGAGAGGGCUUACAGCAAGGCUGGCUCUGCAUGGGCCGGGAGGGGAGAUGAAAGGAUCUCCCCUGCCGGCCUUGGUGCACAGCCAUCGUGGCCCACUGGAUUUUUUUUCUGCAGAACCCACCACCGCCCACCUGAAAUCCUAAACCGCCCACUAGUGUAGGGACCAGGUUGACUACCCCUGCUCUAGGCGGUACAGGUGUACUCAGCGUAACAUGAUCCCUGACAUUUAAAGCACAGCUUUCCAGAAACCCAGCAAACAGCCCUCCCUGUUUAUUGCUAAUAUUGCUGUCAGUCUGCCGGUGUCAAUAACGAGCGCCAUGGCUAUUAUCAAUUGUUACACCAUACAUUCCCCUGUCACCGAAUUAACCCUGGCUGCGGAUUGGUGGCAGGGCAGCAAGAGAGAAUCUGGAAUUAGAAAUCCAUCUGUGUGCGUAUUAAUGAGUUCACAAAUGGCUCAGAAUUAGUUCAUAGGAUAAAAUGCCCUGUCACACGCAGUUUGUUACCCUCUGACCUCUCCCGGCACGCGAUAUUUAGCAAAAUCUCACUAGAUUUCGAACCAGAGUUAGGUCACGUGCUAUAAUUAGUAUUAAAUCCUGCAUCACCAGGAAUGUCAGCCUUGUUUAUCAUUUAACCUAAACUUCUCCGAGAGACACCAUCACCACAUAAAAUACUCUUGGAGCGGUUCAUUCCGUGGGCAAUCUCCUAUUGCUUGCGCUGCGCUAGGCUCCCAAAUUGGGACAGUGUUGCUGCUGAGGGCCCUUUACACAUCGAUUAACCGCUAUUGACAACUGGUCUAUAAUUUGGGAUAUUGGAGGCUGCAUAUUCGUUUAGUACUCGUUCUCAACCUGGUCAUCUCCAUGGUGAUCUCCAGCUCCAUUAUAGAACCAUUAUCCAUGCAUUUUUAUUUAUUUUCUUGGCUUGAUGUAGAAUAAGACCAUGGGCUCCAGCAGUAUUGGGGAUUGGACAUAGGGCUAGAUGUGAGAGUGAUUGAGUAGGACACUCAAUGACCAUCUCGAGUUCCCGUGAUCACACCACCGUUGAUGUACACCAGUACUUUUGGAUUGUGAUCCACUCCUUUCUUUUUUCAUUUUUUUUAUUCAUCGUUCUAAUUAACUCAUUACUUUCAUUUUUAUUACAUUUUAAUUGAAUGUGAUUAUGGCUCUUGAUGCCGCCUCUCACUAUACUUUGUCUUUAUUUAUUUUUCUUUAAGGUUUCCACAUGGUUUUUCACGACUUUCACAGUGUCUGGUCUGAAGGACAAGGUUCACCAGGUAGAGAGCUUGCACCAGCUCUUCACGGCCAUCUCCGUAGAGCAGAUUGAAAUCCCUCCAUUCGUCCUGGAUUAUGAUGCCCGGGUAAGUGCUCGGGAGGACUUCAUGUGCCCCUGCUACCACAGUUAUUCACGGCUCACCCCCGGGUUUAACUGACAGACACAGGAUAUUACAAGUCUCAGAGUUCUGGGCUCAUUCCCUGUAAAUGGGGGUUUCAGCAUGGUCACUGGGUCUGCUGGUCAGAAUCCGUCUCAGGUAUAUGAUAAAUUACAGUUAUCAGAAUUUUCUAUUCUUCCUGUUAGCCACUCGAAUUUGUUACUUUAUUUUUAAUGUUUUUAUUUUUUUUGCAGUACUAUAAAUAUAUAUAUUAAAGUGUAGAGAAUGAACAGUCAAAAUUGAAAAGUACAAUAUUGCUGUAAAUAAUAUAACCGAUAAAGAGAAUAUAACAAUAUAAGGCUCCAGUGGGCACCAUAGGGCACAGUACCAGUAGUAGCUAUCUCUCAUGUUUUGUUUUUUUCCGCUCUGAUAUAGAAUUACAUUGUUUUAGUAACAUGUUUUUUUAUUCUGACAGGAAAAUGGUCCCUUCUUCCCUUCAAAUUCAUUCUCCGGCCUCUGACCUUCGCUUCUUAGAGACUGUUUGGGAUAAGCCAGCCUCUCCUGUGCGUUGGGAUAUUGGGGUACAGCCAAGGACUGGUCCCUCUGGACGGAUGAUGCUGUGUAGACGUGGGCUGUGACCCUCCCUGACCUGGUGAUGUCAGAGAUAUUAUUCACAUAUUGCUAUGGCAGAUAGUGGGCUGCUACAUUUUAUUUAUAAUAUCUGUUCCCGUGUAAAUAAACCGCCUGGAAAAUCUGUCAUUCCAGCAUUUCCCAGUGGAGUCGGAUUCACACAGACUGCACUGUUCAUUGGACGAUUGUCCGAUUGUUUUCUGAAUAAAGUCCCUUACAAUGUGUGCUUUUUUUAUGGAUUGGGCAAUUCUCUGGAAGACCUGAUUUCAGCACAGCACCGAUUUAUAGCUCCAUUAACUGUGAAACGAUAAACUAAAUCCCUUUUUUUUUCCGAUUUCUAGAUCUUUCCUUUGCGAUGUAGAAUUUCAGAUUGUUCCUGUAUUAAAUAUUACAAGUGGAGGGUGCUAUGCCUUCCAUGCUGGCUUAGCCAGUGCAGGACAACUUACCGUUUACUGAAAUGUACAGAUUGGACAGGUUUGGAAUAAAAUACAUUUCUGUGAUUAAUAAAUAUAUUUGAAGAAGAGUGUUGCUCUGUAUGAUAAGAAUGUGGUUCUCCCUGAGUUUAGGCUGACACAGAUGAAAUAGUUGUUAUAUUUGUAGC